UACACGUGUUCACAGGGUGUUAAUAAGGGAAAACUCCCGCUGUUGGAACGACACCCUGACCCGUAAUGUUUAUUCAUUAAUUUUUCCGAUAUGGCAUGGAUUAACGAUGACUACCCUUGAACUGUAGAACGUUCCGAAAGUAAGUAGCUGGACAUGACUUUCCCUGCAGGGGCUCAUGUGUUAAGGAAAGUCUUUAUCCCUCAUGGCUGUGCCCUUAUCUUCAGAUUGCUUUUAGCUGUGAUUUGUCUGAGCGUGCCAGGUUUUGCUUGUCCCAAGAGCUGCCACUGCUCUGAGAGGAAUAGCUUGACAGUAGUGCAGUGCUCUUCUCGAAACCUAGAAGAGAUUCCUCCUGACCUUCCGCACGAUACAGUGUCGCUUCAACUCUCCUCCAAUCAUAUCACUAAAAUACCAAACCAGGCUUUUAAAAACUUGCCCUGGCUGCAAGAGCUGGACUUGUCGAGGAAUGCUAUUGAAACUGUGGAUGCUGGGGCUUUUAAGGGUGUCAGCGAGGGCUUGCGGAUGCUCGACCUGUCCCAUAAUCACAUGCAAGGCGUCCCCAAGGAGGCCUUCGCUCGGCUUCAUGCAAAAAUCAGCCUGUCUAAUAACCCGUGGCACUGUGAGUGUACUCCAGAGGUUUUACGUGAACUCCGUCUGGAUCCUGAGACGGUGAACGAGGUGAGCUGCCACACCUCUGAUCAGGAGAAGUACGCAGGCAAACCUGUCAUCCAAGUCUUGGAUUCGGGCAUAAACUUUUGCAACUUCCACCAUAAGACAACCGACGUUGCCAUGUUUGUCACCAUGUUUGGUUGGUUCACAAUGGUUAUCGCUUAUGUCAUCUAUUACGUACGACAUAACCAGGAAGAUGCCAGGAGACAUCUGGAGUACCUCAAGUCUCUGCCAAGUAGCUCUCAAAUUAGUAAGGACUUUGACACAAUCAGCACUGUUCUCUAG
Molecule: messenger RNA, 951 nt
Organism: Danio aesculapii
Lineage: Eukaryota; Metazoa; Chordata; Actinopteri; Cypriniformes; Danionidae
Gene: lrrc3
Product: leucine rich repeat containing 3
Molecular function (GO): protein binding
Source: RefSeq, a predicted model, not a curated record